Molecule: messenger RNA, 1077 nt
Organism: Solea solea (common sole)
Lineage: Eukaryota; Metazoa; Chordata; Actinopteri; Pleuronectiformes; Soleidae
Product: transmembrane protein 238-like
Exons: 2
Coding region: 444-770 (108 amino acids)
Source: RefSeq, a predicted model, not a curated record
GAAACAACGAUACUGAUGGAAAAAGAAGCACUGUAGAUAUGUAAUAUGUGUUUUAUUUGAAAGAGACGAUCAUUUUAAAAAUGCAUAUACAUUGUAUAUAUAAAAUAGUUCUGGGUGCAGUAAACAAACAUAGUCAAGGACAUUUUCAGAUAUCAUAUAUAUAAUUAGUGAUGUGACAAAAUGUGCAGUGAGGGACAAUUAUAUCCGUGUUGCCAUUUCAUUCUCCCCUCUCUGCCUCUCUGUUUUAUUGUGCCGCAGUGUUUAGUCAGAGCGCCAGUUAAACUGCAGGAGGACAGGUAGAACAGGUGAAGAGGUGUCAGGUUUCAGUGUCGAUCACCGGCUGCUCAACGACCUCAAAGCUUGUGUAAUACAAAUAUAUAACACGGUUUUCAUUGUAAUCACGUUCAAAUUCCAGCUAUUCUGUGGAUCGGAAACACAUAGCCAUGGCACCAAAAUAUGACGGGCUGUCCCACUGUAAGCUGGCCCUGGUGUUUGCUGUGCUCAUGGACCUGCUGGGUGUCAUAUCUCUGCUGCUGGGUGUCUUCGCUCCGCUGGAGGUCAAAGGGCAAGACUUUGGCGAUCUGCUUGUGUACACGGGAGCUCUGCUGGUGCUUCUGUCCCUGGCAGGCUGGGUCAUGUGGUACAGUGGCAACAUUGAGGGUCUGACCUCCAAAAAGGAGUUGGGAAAGAUGGGUGGAGCUGUGGACCGUCUCGCUCGCUCCCUGAGUCGCAGAAUACGCCUUCCCAGGACUCACAGCAGUCCGACAUAAGAAGUAGAGCAGAAAAGCUGACUGAAUUUUUGUCUCAUUCAUGACUGUACCAAAAUAAGCAGCAGGCAAAACUGCCUGAGGCAAAGCCUGUUGCUGCUGUUGAAUGCUCCCGUCACCCGUCUUGUAAAGUUGACACAACACAUCAUUAACGGACAAACAAACCAGGGACCUGUUGUUUUUCAUUGGGAAAACUCUGGGAUUUUCUAUCCCCGUUUAAUAUAUGAUGUAUGUGGACAAUAUUCCAGAUUAUAAUGUGCUAUUCACAAUAAUAGAUUCCAAUAUAUAAAGAUUAAAAAGAUGAAAGUAA